AAUUAAACGCUCAAGUACGGUACAACUUCAAAGGCCACGCAGCUGACUCUCGCAUGGCGCCACGACGAGGCUCCCAUUUCCUUGCACCUGAACGUUGCUCGCCGUUAGCCAACCUUUAGUAACUAUGACGGUACCGGCGACGUCAGCAGGGGAGCCGGCCCAGGGCGGGAAGCGGCCACUGCACAAACGCAAGUACCGGCCCCUCGACGUCAAGACCUGGUAUGAGGGCUCGCUUCGCCUCAUCGGCUGGAUUCUGGUCAUCUGCCUCGCGGUGCUCACGGCCGGCCUUUGGUUGUCAUAUGAGCUGUUUGUGCUCAAUAAGCACGACACGGACUUUCGUGACAUCUACUUCGACCAGCGCAUCACCAACAACAUCAACAACAUAGGACACAAGAACUUCCUGCUCGCGGAGUAUUGCUGCAACCGCGACCCGGUGCACUUCCCCUACAGCUGCGAUGAGUUUGCGCCAGACCAGUACAGCGCAGCGGCGCCGUACUGCAAGCCGCUCAUCAUGCUGGAGUGCACCGACAUACGCGGCGCCGCCUGCAACGCGACUCGGCAGGUGCUGUACGGUGCGGUGGGGCUGGCCAUAGUCAACGACCGCGCGGUGUACUUGAACUGCACGGCGGGGGGCCGUGUGCGUGUGGGCGCCGCGGCGGUGGCGGUGGGCCGCCCCAUCACGCUGGUGGCCUACUACCAGCAGGCGGCCACCGGGGCCACGCUGGUCAUCCAGAGCCCCUUCAACAUCAACGCCACGGAGGUGUACCAGUUUGUAGACCAGGUGGCCGCCUCGGUGCCGGCAGCAGACGUCGACUACGUGCAGCCCAGUACGCGGCUGAGCGGCACGCUGUCGCUGGAGGGCGUGCCCGCCUCCGCCGUGCUGGCGCUCUACCACGACGACGCCCGGCGGCUGCGCGCGCCGCCGCCCUGGAAGUCCGUAUCCAACCUGUGGCCCUGGCCCGGCAUGAACGCGCGUUGCCCCAACACCGGCGUCAACAACGCCUAUUACUUACUGGGCGAGGCGCUGGUGAUGAUCCCUCGCUUCGCGCUGUCGCGGCCCGCGGACACGCUGCUGACCCUGGGCGCCGGCAACGACACGCUGCUGGUGCCGGCCUGGCAGGUGGUGGCAGUGGACAGCGACAACCAGACGGUGGGCAUGUCCACGGAUGUGGAGGUCAGCUUUCUGUCCGCGGUGCAGGUGUCUCUGGGCCAGGUGUCGCUGCUGGGCGCCUGCGACGGCUGGCGCUUCAGCCCGCAGGCCCAAGACAUCAGCUACACCUACGUGCCCUACUGGACCGGGCCCAUCGCGGAGCUCCAAGACGGAACCACCUUUGGCCCCUUCGUGCAGGUGGUGGCGCUGAACGUGCUGGACGUGAACGGGCCGCGCUUCUUUGAGCUGCCGUACUACGGCGGCAUGUGGUACAUCUGGAACGCCUUCUUCAUGACCUUCAUCUGGCUGGUGUCCAACAGCCUCAUGCUGUUCAUCAUCAUCCUGGUGUGGUGGAACGUGCGCUCCAACCAGGGCCUGCCGCCCAUCAUCUACCGCUACAUGCAGAAGUACAGGGGCUGGUAGGGGUGUGGUGGCGGCAGGAGGAGGAGGAGGAGGGCGGAUGGGUGGUAUGGUAGGUGCGUGGGGCACGGUGAGGGGAAAUGGCCGUUGUGGAGGUGUGUCUGCAAUGUGCUUGGUGCCGGUAAUGUUCAGUGUUGGGUGCGGCGCGAUGUGUGCUGCGGUGCACCACGUCAGUGCACCACGCAAUGCCGCCGUUGCGACUGGGAGGGAGGGAGGGAUUGAGAGCCAUGUGUGAGGGCCCUGGCGGUCCCUGACGAGGAACAACAUUGCGCAACGGCCAUGCGUGUUGCAGGAUGAGCGUGAAAUUAGCGUGAUAGGGCCGUGACCUGUUCUGGCAUCCGUUCAUGUGCAUGGUUACGGCUGCAGAAGACGAGUCUGACUGUGUGGAAGACACUUGACCUCGAGGAACCGUGAGCUGGCUGGUGUGACCGUCCGUGACAGUCCGCUGGCGACGGUACUGGGACACGCAUGUGUUCGAAGCGAUUGAUGGGUCAGGUGUUGUGUUGUACGCACGCAUGACAGUAGGCUUUUAGAGUGUACGCUUGCAGCCCAGUCGGUUUGCCCUGAGGAGGCAAGUGGGCGUUAACCACCGACUGCUUCAC
Chlamydomonas reinhardtii is the source of this 2172-nucleotide messenger RNA. RefSeq lists its product as uncharacterized. Lineage: Eukaryota; Viridiplantae; Chlorophyta; Chlorophyceae; Chlamydomonadales; Chlamydomonadaceae. The transcript is spliced from 10 exons. The coding region runs from base 125 to 1573 and encodes 482 amino acids. The record is from RefSeq and is a predicted model, not a curated record.